Heterobasidion irregulare TC 32-1 is the source of this 864-nucleotide messenger RNA. Its product is annotated as peroxisome targeting sequence binding protein Pex5. NCBI's taxonomy places the organism in Eukaryota, Fungi, Basidiomycota, Agaricomycetes, Russulales, Bondarzewiaceae. The record is from RefSeq and is a predicted model, not a curated record. Gene Ontology annotation, cellular component: peroxisomal membrane; cytosol. The annotation marks the transcript as partial. The transcript has 5 exons. Gene Ontology annotation, biological process: protein import into peroxisome matrix, docking. Gene Ontology annotation, molecular function: protein binding.
GAUGUGGUGCAGAGCGUGCUGCAGUUGGAAGCCGCAGUCCAGCGGGACCCGACCAAUGCACGGGCGUGGUUCGAACUGGGCGUCAAGCAGCAGGAGAACGAGCGAGAGCAACAGGCAAUCCAGGCACUCCGCCGAGCGCUUGAGCUCGAGCCCUCGCACUUGCCAUCCUGGCUCGCGUUGGCCAUCUCCAGCACCAACGAGGGCGACCGCAUGGGUACCUUCGCGUCGGUGAAGGAAUGGGUUGACCGCAACGAGCGGUUCCAGGCGGCUGUGGCGGCGCACCGUGCUAGCGUGGGAGGCGUAGGCGCGGGUGCGGACACGUUCUCCGGACUGAUUGACUGUUUGAUUGCGAUGGCGCGGAGCGAGGCGAACGGCAGUGUGGAUGCGGACAUCCAGAUUGCGCUGGCGGUCCUGCUGAACACGAACGAGGAGUAUGCGAAAGCCCAAGAUUGUUUCCGUGCGGCGUUGGCUGUACGACCCGAGGAUUGGUUGCUUUAUAAUAGAGUAGGUGCGACAAUGGCCAACAGCGGUCAGGCCGAGGAGGCUAUCCUGUAUUACAACCGCGCGCUGGAGCUCAAUCCAGCGUACAUCAGGGCGAGGUUUAAUCUAGGUAUAUCUUAUAUCAAUCUGCAGCGAUACGAAGAAGCCGCAUCGCACAUCCUCGACGCGCUCGUGCUUCAGGAUAGCGACCGCGUUGGGGGCCCUGAUGACGGGAGAGGCAUCAUGUCGUCCGCGUUGUGGGACAGCCUGAAGACGACGAGCCUGCACAUGCAGCGCGCCGACCUCGCCGCGUUGUGCGAGCGACAGGACCUGGAAGGUACGUCGCGCGGCGCGCACAAUUUGGAGCACGAGCAAGAAGUUUAA